This is a messenger RNA of Leptosia nina, 5001 nucleotides long. The record is from the annotation of a GenBank genome assembly. NCBI's taxonomy places the organism in Eukaryota, Metazoa, Arthropoda, Insecta, Lepidoptera, Pieridae.
AUGGGCGUACGAGACUCAAAACCUAGUUUUAUAUCCUACGAAGAUGCCUCUAAGCGAGUGUCUGAUAGUGAGUUGAGGCGUAUACGCGAAGCUUUCAAACGAUGCGCUGGUGCCAAUGGUACAGCUUUGAGCUUGGAGGCUUUUAUACAUGAAGUCCUCUGCGAUGGAGUUCCUCACGAAGUUGCUGAGUGGCUGUAUCAAGCCUGCGGUGGCACCAAACGGGGUAUCGCGUUUAAAGACUUACUUUGCGGCGUCGUCGUCCUCACUAAAGGAAAUUUAGAAGAAAAAAUCAAGUUCUUAUGGACUUUAUAUGUUAAUAAUCAAAAUGAAAAUGGCACAUACAUUUAUAAGAAAGAUUUUGCAAGAGCAUUGCAUUUGGAGAACACAUCAUUACCAGUAACCAAUUCACCACGAACAGGUGAAAUUCUAACUAGUUUAUUUGGAACUGGUGAGAGAGUGUCUUUUGAACAAUUUCGAUCCUGGCUCCUCAUACACAAGGAUGCUACAAUUCUUUCGAAGUGGCUUCUGUAUGAUAGAGGGAAUCAUGUUCAUGAUUUAGAAACUCCUACGUUUUAUCAAAGCUUAGCUGGUGUUACACAUCUAGAAGAGAGAGAUAUAAUAGAGUUGGAAAAGUGUUUCUGGUCUCUUCGGAACUCAACCCCUACUGGAGAGUUAGAUGCAAACAGCCUCCAGUCACUCCUUUCUCCACCCCUACCAAGAUCUGCUGUGACUGGUUUCUUCUUGGCAUUUGAUGAGAACAAAGAUGGUCAUAUUGACUUUAAGGAGCUAUGUUGUGGUCUGAGUGCUGCAUGUCGAGGGCCACAGACUGAGCGACUCAAAUUCUGCUUCAAAGUUUUCGAUUUGGAUCGAGAUGGCGUCCUCAAUAGGAAGGAGUUGGUUGAAAUGGUGGACAUACUGUGUACGGUGGCGAAUGAGUCCAUCAAGAAUCAGGGUUCCAGAGCGUCCACACCCUCCGACAGCGACUAUGACCACGAAAAGGGAUUUGAUGCUGAGACAAUUCUUCUUAACCUGAGAGACAAGUUGGUGACUGUACCGAAAAAUGGCACAAAACCUAUAUUCCAACUCGGACCGACAUACGAGGAAGACAUUAUAAUGUUGCAUCAGGACAAAGAAAAGUCCGAAGUAAUUCAAGGGUCUGCUGAUGAUGACAGUAUAAAGGAGAUGGCAUUAGCGGCCGAAGACUUCCUUAUAUGGAGUGUUGAAAGUGCACAGGCGUUGGUUGCUCCAUUUCUCGAGCUUGUGUUCGAAGUGUGCCAUAUUGUGCUGGGCUUGCGGCCACACUGCAAACACCAUGAGCGGGAUAUUGUGCUGGGCUGGCUUCGCCGGGAAACUUGCAGAGGGCUCUCCGUGGGACAGUUCUGGUACCUGGUGUCUGCGGAUUGGUGGAGCGCGUGGUUACUCUACUCCAGCGGGCCCCCCCACUCUUGCUGUCGCAACACACGAACUAUAGAUGACGCUAUUGUCUGCGAUGACAGCUUCACUACUAAUUCAACUGAAUCCAUGGGUUCCCUGAUGUGGCGCGCCGAGACGGCUUCAGUGUGCAGUGGAGGUAGUAGUAGCGGGGUCAGCUCGGCCCCACCACCUCAUCCGCUGCAUCGAUCCCAUCCACACCCUGGCCAUGUUGACAACUCGAGACUGCUUGCACCAAACACACUUAAGGUGCGCACGCUGACAGGUGAAGGGGGUCACUUGCGUCGUGAUGUGACUCUUGCGCAACACCGCGACUUUGAGUUGCUUCCUGAUGCGCUGUGGCGAGCUAUAGCGCUUUGGUAUGGAGGGCCGGACCCACUGCCCAGACAGGUGAUAAGACCAGCAAACUCGGAUGUAGAGCUGGAACUCUACCCUCUGCAAUUGAAAAUAUUACGUCAUGUUCCUAACUCACAAAGAUCAACGGUGACUAUGAGCGGAAUGGGCAGUAUGGGAGCUGGUAGCAUCGGUGUGGGCGGGGCCAUUUAUGGACCGACUGUUAGCGCCCCAUCACCACCUGACCGACACCUGGCUUACACUGCAGCAUUUUCUAGGCUUGCAACCGUAAAACAGGUUACCGAGUUCCUCUGCCAAGCAUUAGGGUUAGCUAGAGAAGAUGUCCGCUUGUGGUCUCUAUCCGGUGAUGAAGGUUCGUUGCUGCUAGAUGACGAAAGACCCACCCUACAAGCACUAGGGUUGGCAGAACGUGCUCCUUUAUUGCUAGAAGUGCGCAACUCUGACCUCACUUGGCCUGAAGAAAUUGGUGCGCUAAGUUCCUGUCGCGUGACCGAACGGCGUGAGACACUGACAGCCCCGGAAUUGCCUGGUGCGACCGGUCUGCACAAUCUUGGCAACACUUGCUUUAUGAAUGCAGCGUUGCAAGCCGUGUGGAACACGGGUCCUCUGAGACGGUACUUCAACUCUGGUCUACAUCUGUACGAAGUUAAUACAACAAAUCCACUUGGAACCGGCGGAGCACUGGCUGUGAGAUAUGGGGAGCUCUGUAAAGAGGUCUGGAGCAGUGGGGCGAGAUCAGUAGCACCACUGCGCGUGCGCUGGUGUGUCUCGCGAUGGGCACGCGCUCUCGCGGGCGGGGGACAGCACGACGCUCAAGAGCUAUUAGCUUGGUUGCUGGACGCGCUACACGAGGAUCUAAAUAGAGCCUCUAUACCCACUCCCACUCCCACGCCCACCGCCACAUCUACGCCUAACGAACGCCGGCCGGACGAAGUUAUAGCGGCGGAGGCCUGGCAACAAUACGAAGCGAGAAACGCGUCUAUUAUGACUGAUUUGUUCUAUGGACAGUUGAAAUCGAGGGUACGAUGUUCAGUGUGUGGGCGCGAGUCGUUGAGGUUCGAUACAUUUAAUAUGCUCAGUCUGCCGCUACCUAUGGAGGCUUUUGUGCGUGCCGAAGUUAAAGUAAUUUUACUGGACGGUUCAAUACCUGUGAAGUACGGCGUACGUGUGAACUCGGAGGGAACUUACUUCGACUUGAAGAAAUCUCUUUCUGAACUCUGUGGGCUGCCUUCAGAAUCGAUGCUGCUAGUGCUCUUAACGGGAUGCCGAAUCGGGAGAAUCCUGGACGACUCAAGCAAAGUCUCCGCGAGUACCGCUUGCGACCUGUACGCGUACGAGGUGCCGCCGGCCGCUUUGACGCCCGAGAUAGAGGCGUCGCUACAUGAUGCAAGCGUUAGCGCGGAACGCAGCGCGGAGGUGAGUGAUGCGCCCCGCGCUCCGCCCUCCAGCCUCUGCAUGCCCGCACUCUUCUGCUUUAAGCGGUCAAGAUCGGAAAUUCUUAUGUCCCAGAGCCCACCCGGUAUUAUGUAUGGUGAGAGACGGCCUAGUGAAUUACGCAGUAGAACAUUACCACGCACGGGAAUAGAACGUUGGGAUAGAGGGGAUGCGCUGGGAAGCAAGUUCCCCUCGUCCCCUACAGAUAUGCACAAAAUGGAGGAGUUGGCUGACGGUUCUACUACUCACACACAUUACCUUAUAGCUGUACACAGAAAACAAUGCCGGUCCGACGCGUACUUUCUGCCCUGGCAACGGUGUCGCGCUGCGCUGUUCGGCGUGCCCGUAGUGGUCCCAGUGAGAGCGGGUGCCAGCGGGCGUGACAUUUACGCUGCGGUCUGGACGCAGUUGGCGCGUCUUUUGUCCGCUCGUCCGCCGAGCACAGACCGACACAACCAUGCUACUGAUUGUGACGAUAGCCUGGGCUACGAGUUUCCGUUUACGCUGCGUGUAGUGAACAACGAAGGAUCGUGGUGCGCGCGCUGUGGUUGGCCGGCUCUAUGUCGCGGAUGUGCACUGCCCUGUGACGACACGCCCUUAUUGCUCGCUCCACAACCUGCAGGUACAUCGGAGAGAGUCACUCAUGAGCGGACAUACUGGAGUACAGCAGUGGAUGAAAAUAGUUCACCCAUUGCGAGGGCCAAGCUUCAUCGGCAGGCCAGCGCUAGACUUGUCACAAGGCCCUAUGAAGAAGUUGACAGUGAUGGUGAUCUCUUCGAGCUGAGUGCUCACGACUUUAGUGUAUUGGUAGCAAACGGACGACGCGGGAGGCACAGUGUCAUGCUGGCCAUUGACUGGGACCCUACGGCGUUGCAUCUGCGAUACCAAACCACUCGGGAGAAGGCUUGUGUAGAGCACGUAUCAGUCGGUGAGUGUCGACGUGCAGGCAGUAGCGCCGUAGAUCUCGGCAGCUGUCUUCAAGCGUUCACGUCUGAGGAACGGCUGGAGCAGCGGUACCAGUGCGCAGCGUGCCGCACCGCUCAGCCCGCUACCAAGAAACUGCAGAUAUGGCGAGCUCCACCAGUUCUCAUAAUCCAUCUAAAACGUUUCCAAUACGUGAACAAUAAAUGGAUCAAAUCUCAAAAGGUCGUCAACUUCCCCUUCCACGACUUCGACCCAACGCAGUACCUCGCAUCCGUUCCACAAGAGACUAUUCUUCGUCAUAAAGAACUCAGUUGCAAGCGUAAAUCCUCUUUAUUAGUAGAUGUCGACGAUCCCAUAUCAGAGAGCGAGACAGAAGAUGAAGGUACCGAAAAAGAAAGAGUCCGAACGAGGUCGGAGAGGAAAAAAGUGGAAGUAAGAGGUCGCAAACGGUUGGAGUCCAGCAGUUUAGUGACGACGCCUGUUCUAGAUGAUAACCUUAUGGACUACCACAAGCACCAUCUGGUACCCGAACAGGAUCCUUUCGACUUGAAAUAUAGGCUGUAUGCUGUUGUGUCUCACACUGGUCAACUAAGCGGCGGCCACUAUGUUGCCUAUGUGCGUCACCCAAGCGGCACCUGGCUUUGUUACAAUGACAGUUCCUGCCGCGAACUCCCUCUUCCACCUGGUGCGACUGCACCUCACAUAGACCCAGCAGCCGCGUAUCUUCUAUUCUACGAACGGAAAGGAUUAAACUACACUUCAUACUUACCAGAUGUAACUAGAAAACAACAGCUCGCAGCGCCCGAUGCGCUCGACCCACAAGAAAACGACCUGAGGAAAAUGUGUGUGAUCGCGUGA